AUGCUACUGGCCAACAACACGAGAGAGGAGCCUCUCGCGGCAUUCACGAUGGGCGAAUCAUCUCAGGAACUCGAGGAGAACAAGAAGAAUGAAGCUGAAUCCAUCACGAUCCCUUGUGUGAUGAUGUGUCUGCGUGAUGUGAGAGAGCUCUUCCAGAAAUUUCCCCCGUCCGUCAAGACCGGAGAGCUCAGUUUCGAGAUUUUGCAGCGGGAAGAGGGAAAUGCAGUUGCGGAGACGUGUUUGAGAGUACAGAGGGAGCUGCAUAACGCAGCUGAAGCUGGGAAAGGAUGGAAGGCGAUCAAACGCACGACGACGUCCAUCAUCAAGAUGUUGGAGCCACAUAAUACGCCAGCAUCGGAUGACAUGGCCGAAGAAGUUCCGAGUUCGCUGUAUCCUGCCGGAACUGGAGAGCUGGACGCAGUGAAAAGCGAGAGUGACACUGUAAUAACCCGAGAACAGCAGCCACCGCUGCUUGCAUUCGUCCAGUGGGCCACCAGUGCUUCCACCUACGAGAUUUGCUUUGCUCCGCUAGCCGAUUUCUGUUGGGCAAUUGCUGGUGCAUCGUACACUGGGAAAUUGGUGGCGUGUGACCCGCUGCUUGCCGACAAGCCACUCAUUAAUGCACGAGAACUGAGUGGAGCUGUCGCUCUGUUGCGACGGGGGUCCUGUUCCUUUCCGGAUAAGCUCGAGCGUGUACAACGUGCCGGAGCCGUGGCCGCCAUCGUGUGCAAUGACGACGAAGUAGAUCCGGACACAGCCUUCGUCAUGAGUGUAGACCAGAUUGACGCCGCCAACGCCAAGCUACCGGCUGUGAUGAUUCCUCACACUAUUUUCUUACGAAUCCAACCAGCUGUGAACGUCACUACCGCAAGAAUUCUGUGUCUAGCUGGGGAAGCGGCUGAUGAACUGUUUGCAUCCAGUGGGAAGGUUGUGUCGUUCAGAAGCUUGCCAAUGCCAUCACGGAAGGACGGAGAAAGCUGUGACGAUGCCUCUGAUCUAGUUUUCAAUUUGCACGUGGCCUGCCGUGAUGGAGACCAUGCUGCCUGUCAGCGAGUACUUGCCAGUGUGGAGGGGAAGGAGGCGAAACGCCAACUCGUGAACGCGGCGUGCGUCUCGAAUGGGUUGUCAGCACUGCACCACGCAUGUGCAGGUGGGAACGACAACGUGGUGGAGCUGCUGCUGCAGCUGGGAGCGACCCCCGAUGUUGUGGAUCUGGCAAUGCAGACUCCUUUACAUGUUGCAUGUGCUAACAGUCACGUGGAAUGUGCUCGCUUACUACUUCGCGCUGAAUCCUCUGCACCCCUAGUGCCUGCAGUGCUGUACAAUGUGGACGAAGAGUACGGCGGACUCCCAACGCGACGAGAUAUUGGCGGGGGAACUGCGAUGCAUGAAGCCGCUCGUGCUGGAUCGUCAGUGUGCGUGGAAUUGCUACUAAGUGCCAACGCACGAGUGGAGAAUGCGACGGAUGGAGCAACAGACAAGUAUGUUUUUCUUGGCGUUAGUGCCGCUGACGUGGAAGGAAGGACGCCACUUCAUUUGGCGUGUGCGAACGCUCACACGGAGAUGGUCGAAGAGGAGACGAACAGUGGGAGUCUGUUGCUGGAUCGAAUUGAGUCGCCGGAUCUUCGACGUGAUUUGGAGGUUUUGUAUCUCCGCCACGAAGCUCACAAGGCAAGACAGAGGAGUUUUGAACUCGGAAAGGAGAACGAAGCAGUAACAAAUCGCAUCCUGGCGUUGAAAGACGAACUUACUACCCUUCGCGGUAAGGUAAGUAGCCACGACGGCUAUGAAAUUCAGAUUCAGCAGCUCCAGCUGCAAAUGCAAAUGAUCCUACAGUUCCAGACCAGCUACGGACCGCAAUCUGCCUCGGUCGUUCAGGAUGCAGCAGUCACUCCGCUUCUUGCAGCGAUCUUUGGAGACACAACGAGGAAAAGUGACGAGGAAUUGGCUCUAGAUGCAGCACUCGCUCGUGAUUUGGGCAAAAAGUGUCUCCGACAGCGUCAAAGUGUACUGGCCCAAAAAUAUUUUCACCGAUCACUCGAGCUGAUGCCCCUGCCAGGUGUAAAUCGACUGCUGGCCGCUGCUCGAAACGCGCAUCACGAUGACCCGACAGGCACUUUCACAGCUGCAACGUCUGCCGUUGCUGUUCCUCACACGAACGCAUUGAGUUUAGCAUCGUCAUGUUGUGAUAAAGCCACCAAGAUCCAGCAAUUAGAGGCACUUGUGCACAAGACGAAUGCAACGUCGCAGGCUCGUACUAUGCUGGACGGUGAAGUGAACAAGCUAAAAGGUAUCUCGAAGCAUGAUGAUGCAGAGUUCGCUCUCGCUUGUCGUUGGGUGGAAUGGCUUCUGGUGCUUCCUUGGGGAGAGCUCAACUCUGGGCUGCAGACCGAGAAGUUAUACGCUACAAAGCGAAAAGAGUUUCAACAUUUAGAUGCGAUUGAUGCCAGGCGCGUUGAGGCUCAUCGACGCCAAGCUGCACGGACGAUCCAGCACCACGAUCCGGGGAAAACUUGCUCGACUGCAUCGCCAAGUAGCCAACCAGCAGCUUUUGGAAUCUCAGGAUCAACGAACGACUCCAUUCGGGAGCCAGCAGGAUGGAAGAGAAGCCGCGACACUGUCGAACGUAAACUACGCGACCACAAUCGACCCCUCGAUGCAGAAGAAACUGCCCCACCAGUAUCGCGUCGAAGAGCUGAUCGUUGGGAACCUCUUUUCGCCUGGCCAGCAGGUUAA
Messenger RNA from Phytophthora infestans T30-4, 2736 nucleotides. RefSeq lists its product as uncharacterized. The transcript is spliced from 3 exons. Gene Ontology annotation, molecular function: protein binding. Lineage: Eukaryota; Oomycota; Peronosporomycetes; Peronosporales; Peronosporaceae. The record is from RefSeq and is a predicted model, not a curated record. The coding region runs from base 1 to 2736 and encodes 911 amino acids.